Molecule: messenger RNA, 4052 nt
Organism: Brassica rapa (field mustard)
Lineage: Eukaryota; Viridiplantae; Streptophyta; Magnoliopsida; Brassicales; Brassicaceae
Product: mucin-2
Source: RefSeq, a predicted model, not a curated record
AUCCCUCGUUGCUCAUUUAUUACUUGGCUGUCCAUGUUGGCCAGAGUGCCAACAAGGGAUCGUUUAUUGUCUUGGGGUCUAACGGUUCCAGAUUCUUGUAUACUUUGUGUUUGCUGGUAGGGAGUCUCAUCAUCAUCUAUUUUUUAGUGUUUGUCUGCGGUGGAGAUAUGGAGAAAGUUUUGUGGCAGAUUUAUUUCAUCGCCUCCUGCUAAUUUCCAAGCAAUGGUGUUGUUAUGUGCUCAGUUCCAGGGUUCUCAUUCUUCUCAGGUGAAGGUUCUCUUCAGGUUACUCUUACAGGUGAUUGUAUAUAACAUAUGGCGUGAACGAAAUGCUCGUAUCUUCCGUAAUCUCUCGCGUUCUCCUUUGGCUUUCUUCAAGUUGGUGGACUGAUCUCUGCGUGACAGGCUACUAUCUCUUCCCCUGGAUCCCUCUCAAGCUCACCCGCUGCUAGAACUUUAUUUUUGGUUUGUUGAUCUUUUUAGUUAGCUUGUAACUCGUUCUUGAUCCCCUCUUCUCUCUUUUAUUUAUGCUCUAUGUAAUAAGUUGCCUUUGCAACAAUGUAAAAAACUCAAAAAUGGUAUGAAUUUUAAUAUUUGCACAAAAAAAAAAGAAACCAGCAUGCAUAUUUAUGGAAUAAAAUUUUCAUGAAUACUUAAUUUCAUUAUAUACUCAUAAUGUUUACAAGUUAAAUUGAAAAAAAUAGAAUGAGUAUUUUAUUUUAUUCUAUAGCAUUCCAGAACAAAAUAUCUCUCUGAAAAACUAUUUCUGAAUAAAAAAUUAGAAUAAACGGAAUAUUAAUUUCAUUCCAUUAAUAAUUACCCAUCUAUUCAUUUUACUAAUUACUAGUUACAACUUUGGAGAAUCUUCGAUUUGUCUCUAUUUUUCAUUUAAAAUAAAAAAUUUCUGAAAUAUAGAUGUGUUUUUUGUUUGUUCUAAGAUGUUUUUCAUUAAUAGAAAAACAGUAUUUGUUCAAAUAAGUGUAUUGAUUACUAUCAAAUGAUAAAACAUUAGUGUACAACUAACUGUACAUGAAUGGAACAAACUCCAAUCUGUUUGUGAAUAUUGCGAUAAAUUGACUUGUUAGCAAAUAAAUCAGCAUCAGCACAACAAUUACCAUAUCGUUAAACAUGACGAAAAGGAACAGAAUGAAACAUUUGCUUCCAGCGUAUAAACGUGGGCACCAAGUGUUAGGAAUCGUGGACUGAAAGCUUUCUGGGAGACAAUAUUUGAUUAUAGAGAUAUAUAUCUAUAACCUAUAUUAGACCAGACCAUAUUAAUGCCGAUAAUUCGGAUUCUACAAUAAAACACCCCUAGAGGUGGUCGGUCUUACUGGAACAAAAAUCAUUUUUUAACAAUUUUUUUUCAUAAUUUUUGUUUUAUUUUAAUAUAUAGUAGCGAGAGCCUGACUUGCAAGUUGCAACCGUUCUUCCUCUCUACUCUUAAAACUUUUUUAUUUUCUCCCUUCACAACAUUAAACCCAAAGGCGUACGCGUGCGUUUCCACGCGCCACCAGUCUCGAGCAUCGUCUUCACUCCGAUCAUCGAAUCGCUUUCUGGGCCGUUUCGUUGAACCAGCUCCCAAACCCCUAGGACAUUCCUCCACGGCCGUCUCUCAAAUCCCAAAUCCUAAUUUAGGGUUCCGUCACUGCAAUCGAUAGAUUUGGAUUGUGAGCUCAUCGUGACAUGUGAUUGCUGUUUCCCUCAAAAAUGGUAGAUAGUAAUAAGAAGAGGAAAGAGUUCAUCAGUGAAGGAGACAUGGCCACUCUUCUCCAAAGAUAUGACACCACGACGAUACUGAAGCUGCUUCAGGAGAUGGCUUACUACGCUGAGCCGAAGAUGGACUGGAAUGAGCUGGUGAAGAAGACUAGUACUGGAAUCACCUGUGCUAGAGAGUACCAGCUCCUAUGGCGCCAUCUUGCUUAUCGAGAUUCUCUUCUUCCCAUGGACGAUAACGCUCUCCUUCAGGAUGAUGAUAGUGACAUGGAGUUUGAAUUGGAAGCUUCCCCUGCAGUCAGCGUUGAUGCCGUAACGGAAGCUGUUGCGCAUGUUAAAGUGAUUGCUGCUUCCUAUGUGCCAAGUGAGUCCGACAUCCCUGAAGACUCAAUUUGUGAGGCUCCCUUGACCAUUAACAUACCUUAUGGCCUGCAAAGGAGGCCUCAAGAACCGUCAGACUCGUAUUGGUCGUCAAGAGGGAUGAAUAUCACCUUUCCGAUCUCUCUUCAGAAAGCAGCUGAGGGACAUAGUGGAAAUGGUUUAGCCAGUAACAUGGGUGGUCCUCGCAAAAAAAGAAAAAAAUGGUCAGCCGAGGAAGAUUUGGAGCUGAUCGCUGCUGUGAAACGACAUGGUGAAGGCAGCUGGGCCCUUAUUUCUAAGGAAGAAUAUGAGGGAGAGAUAACUGUCGCACAACUUUCUCAGCGGUGGGGAUCUAUAAGGAGAAGGGGUGAUUUAUCAAACUCUUCUACUCAAUCUUACCAACAGCGAACAGAAGCUGCCAAUCGUGCAUUAUCUUUGGCUGUGGGGAAUCGAGUUCCCUCAAAAAAGGUUGCAGUAGGUAUACCUCCAGUGCUUACUUCCGGUAGCACCACAGGAGCACAAGGCAAUGGUAGUUCAUUGCAAGGUCAACAACAGGCUAAGCCAGUAGUUCAAGCAAUUCCCCGGGCAGCAACAGCCGUUCAAACUGCAAAAUCUCGAGUCACCGCAAGGAAACCAACUUCCACUUUGAGAGCAGAACUAAUGGUAACAGCAAAUUCAGUAGCUACUGCAGCCUGUAUGUCUGGCCUGGGAACUGCUGCAUCAGUGCCAAAGGUUGAACCAGGAAAGAGUGCUGCUCCUGCGUUAGUGUCAAAGGUUAAAUCCUCCCAAGCCUCUUUGCCUCGUCCUUCCGGUAUAUCAUCAUCAGUAAUGAAUGUUGAGCCUGUAAAAACCGCUUCGGCAGCUUCUUUGCCUCGUCCAUCAGGUAUAUCACCAACACUGAAUGCCGAGCCUGUAAAAUCCGCAUCGACAGCUUCUUUCCCUCGUCCGUUAGGUACUAUAUCAUCAUCAAAGGCUGAGCCUGUUAAAACCGCUUUGGCAGCCGCUUUGCCACGGCCAUCAGGUAUUAUAUCAGCGCCAAAGGCAGAUCUUGUAAAAACCGGUCAUGCAGUCUCUUUGCCUCGUCCAUCAGGUAUCACAUCAUCAACAAAGGCUGAGCUUAUGAAAACCGCUUCUGCAGCAUCUUCACCUCGUCCAGAAAGCAUGCCAUCAGCACCAAAGGGUGAGCCAUUAAAGAGUGUUUCUGCUGCUACUACUAAAACUCAAGUGGUUGGACCUUUGAGUGCAAGGAAUGCAGCUAAUGGACCUUUUAAUAAGCCUUCCCCUAUGGCUCCUUUCUCCAAAGGUCCUACAAUCCAGAAUAUUUCAGUUCCUUCUAGAUUUGCGUCUUCAAGGUUGGCUCCCACACAGAGAGUUAAUGCAACUACUGUAAUGCCACAAAAUCCAAGUGUGGGAGUGGCAGUUACCUCAUCUAGCAAGCCGGUUGGUGUACAGAAAGAGCAAACUCAGGGAAGCAGAACAAGCCCCUUGGUUACAACAACACUUCAGCCAAAUAAAACCAUCUCAACAAACUCAGUGAUUAGCGCAGGAAAGCCGGUGGCUACACACGUGGACACUCCUCCUAGUCUUAUGCCUAAAAAAGACCAAGUACCUCAGACUUGCACCGAUAAAAGUUCUCUGGCUAAACCACCUGAAAAAGUGAGUAGUUCAACUGUUCCACUUUCUGUUGUGGCUGAGCCUGAACCAAAACCCAAGGAUGAAGCAAGUAAAGGAAAAAGUCCUGAUGGUGCAACCGUAACAGGGACCGAGCAGCAGUAGUUGUAGUUUUUAUUUGCUGCAUUGUUUUAGUGCUUUUAUUAAUGUUUUUUUCUUUCCUUAGGAAUAAGACAAGAAAGAAUGUGAUGAUGUACAGUAGUACUUGCUACUACUAAUUAGUACGAAUCUAAAUAUACUUCGAAAACUCCAAAGUAGAUUUUCAAAUUCUUGAAAACAGUGAAAGAAUGAAGAUACAGUUUGAUUUGA